Molecule: messenger RNA, 1539 nt
Organism: Macroventuria anomochaeta
Lineage: Eukaryota; Fungi; Ascomycota; Dothideomycetes; Pleosporales; Didymellaceae
Product: kama family protein
Exons: 7
Coding region: 1-1539 (512 amino acids)
Molecular function (GO): catalytic activity; iron-sulfur cluster binding
Source: RefSeq, a predicted model, not a curated record
AUGUUCGUAUCCACUAUCAGAGUACAUCGCCUGGCAUUACGACCAAGACUUCAGAAUCUUUCGUGCUCGCUUGCACAGUCCAGAUCGCAGUCGACGUUCGCCGAGGAAGAGCCGUACUGGCAAAAGAUCAAGCCAUGGAAAGAUGUUCCCGCCGAAGAAUUCAAAUCCUAUCGAUGGCAGCUCGCGAAUACUGUACCGGACACACGAAAGUUGCAUCGUUUCCUGUCCGAUGUACUACCACCAGUGCUUGGUCCAACGAACAACCCUCUGCUCGAAAAGAUCAAGACAAAAGAACAUUUCAUCGAGAACGCAACGGCUGCACUGAAGCUGGCACCAAUGGCGAUCAGACUGACUCCGCAUCUGUUAUCAGUCAUUGAUUGGAACAACCCGCUGGAUGAUCCAAUCCGUCGACAGUUCUUACCCUUAGCAAGUGGGAUUGUUCCGGAUCAUAAGGAGUUGAAGCUCGAUUCACUGAACGAGCAGGAUGACUCACCUGUACCUGGCUUAGUCCACCGCUAUCCUGGAAGAGCUCUGUUUCUAGCAACUUCGAUUUGUCCAGUGUAUUGUCGAUUUUGUACCCGCUCAUAUGCAGUCGGGGCCAACACAGAAACUGUCUCAAAGACACCACAGAAGCCCAGCCGUAGGCGAUGGGAGGUUGUCUUUCAGCAUAUCGAGAAAGAUCCAAGCCUCCAUGACAUUGUCGUCUCGGGCGGCGAUGCUUACUACCUCCAGCCUGACGACCUCAGGGAGAUUGGCGAGCGGUUACUUAGCAUUCCUCACAUCCAGCGCAUUCGUUUCGCGUCGAAAGGUCUGGCUGUGGCCCCAUGCCGUAUAACUGACGAGACUGAUCCGUGGACUAACACGCUCAUCGAACUUUCCAACAAAGGCCGAGAUAUGGCCAAACAGGUGUGCCUACACACUCACAUCAACCAUGUCAAUGAGAUCACGUGGGUCACCCGUCAAGCGGCCAAUCGUCUGUUCAAGCAUGGUGUGAUCGUGCGCAACCAGUCAGUGCUACUCAAUGGUGUGAACGACACCAAGGAAGACCUCUCGAACCUCAUUGAGACGCUGGCGAGCAUGAACAUUCAGCCGUACUACAUCUACCAAUGCGACAUGGUACGCGGUGUUGAGGACCUUCGCACACCCCUUAGCAAAAUUCUUAAGCUCGACAAAGAAUUGCGUGGCACACUGUCAGGAUUCAUGAUGCCAGCAUUUGUUAUUGACCUUCCUGGUGGUGGCGGCAAGCGCCUUGUGAGUACAGUCGAGAAGUACGAUCCAAAAACCGGAAUCGCGGAGUACAGAGCUCCAGGUCUGCCUGGCGAAAAAGGCACUCGGAAGUACACAUACUAUGAUCCUAAGGCAAUCUCCAAUGUUGCUGUUCAGGAACUUCGUCAAGAGCAGGAGCAAGCGCUUGAGCGAGACAUGUCUUUGCAAGACUUCGCCAGCCCCACUACGGCAGUGAAGCCGGAGGAUUUAACGCUACCCAUUGGUGUCAGCAACUGGCAGCCAUCCACUGGUGCUUCCGCAGCCGCGACAUAG